UCUUCUAAGGUUGUGCUUAUUUUUCAUUCUCUCUUUGUGUCUCUGUACAGUAAAUGUUUUUAGAUUUAAAUAGAAAUACUGAACUUUCCAUAACAGUUUUGAGAUGUUCAGCAUUGGAGCUUUGUGACACAAAAUGUUUUUGAAUCAAUGUGCUUUUUUUAAUCAAAGAGAUCAAAAACUAAUUCUCUCUUAUUUCCCACUUAUUCCCAUGGUUAGCUAGGAUAAUCAUUGACUUUAGCAGGAGGGAAAUUAGGAUCUAAAUUUUUUUUAAUUUUAUCAAUAGUUAAAAUGUAUAGUUCUAAUGGUGUAAAAUCUAAAAUUUGGAAGUGUCACAAAUAUUGUAUAUCUGAUUCAGUGAAGUAAACAAACCUAUUGCAAGUUUCAAAAAACAACCAAAUCAGUCAAUCUUAAGUAAGGACUUUUUGUAAAUGGAAUUUUGAUUUGAGGGUUCAGGUGUUCUGUCUGUUUCUUUCUCUGUGGAUUUAAUGAUAAGGUCUUCUAAAAUGAUAUGAAUAACAAAAGUACAUUUUUAUAUACAGCUUAUGAGGGGGUGGGGUUCAGUUUUUGAUCCAACUCCUUAAAGUAUUUCUACAGAAUUUAAAAGGCAAAAAAGGAAUCUUUUGUCUAGAUUUUUUUGUAUCCUAAGCUAAUACUUUGCUGUUGGUACAGCUGAUUUACUUUUGAAAUAUUCUAUUUUUUAAUUAAUUUUUUUCUGUCUUUUCCUCCCUCCCUUCCUCUCUUUGUCUGUUCUACUCCUCCUUCUCCCCAUCUAAUUUUUCAUCACCAUACCUUGAAACACUUCAAAACUUGUAAACCUCUAUGUGCUGUCAUAUCACAGAACAACAAAAACAGCACCUCAUCUUGAUGGGUGGCCAUUUGCCAAGACAUGGGGUGCCAGCAAGCAGUGGAAAAUGCAUACUGUAUGGAGACAGUAAUAAUAAAAUGGAUCGUGCAUGUUGUUUUUGGGUUAAUUAUCUCUGGCUUUGAGGUGAUUAAGCAGAUUGAAAAUCUGAAGACCGAUGCUGCAAGCCGUCCUUAUGCAGAUGUUCGUGUGAUUGAUUGUGGCCAGUUAAUAACUAAGUCAGCAAAUGAUGUUUAUUGUGUUCUAGUUCUGGAACGUAAGCAGAAGAUUUCCCAUUCCUCAAAUACUUCAGACACCUCUUCUGAGUCUUCUUCACCUUCAUUGUCCUCUUCUGAGAGUGAUACAGAAGAAGAAAAGUUUAAGAGGAGAAAGAGAAAAAGGAGAACAAAGCACAAACAUUCUAAGAAAGUCAAGAAAGAAUUAAAGAAAAGGGAAAGUGUUAGUAAAAGAGCACUAUCUAGCCAAAGAAGAGAUUUUGUCAAGAAGAAUGUAGAUGAGGAGAGAAUAAAUGAAUUAAUUGUGAAGAGAGAAAAACCAGUUGUUCGACCAGAAGAAAUCCCUCCAGUGCCUGAAAAUAGGUUUCUUCUGAGAAGAGAUAUGCCUGUUCCUGCAGCCAAGUCAGAUCAGACAAAUCUAGAUGACUCAGCAGUGCAAAGUGAACAGAAGCCAACAGUUACAAAGUCUGGUCGCAAAGUGAAAGGCCGAGGUACAAUGAGAUAUCAUACACCUCCACGGUCAAGAUCUCAUUCUAAAUCUGAAGAUGAUGAAGAAAGCAGUGAGACACCUCCUCACUGGAAAGAAGAAAUGCAAAGAACUAAAACCUUUAAACCAGCCAUUAGUGAAAAGUGGAGUAAAGGAGACAAACUUAAUGAACACUUUUCAAGCAAAUGGGAUGACAGGAGUGCAGCAUGGUCAAGAUCUUGUUCACGAUCCUUGUCCCAUGAUUAUUACUCUGAUCACAGCAAUGAAAGAAAUGACCAACACAGUAAGCACAAAAAGGAAAAGAAGAGAGGAAAACAUAAAAAGAAAACCAAGAAGCCAAAACAUUCAAAGAGGCAAAAAGUAUCCAAAACAAGACAAAGAAGAGAUUCCUCAGUGCUUGAUGAGGGAUCAUCUUAUACUUCAAGCAAAAGAUCCAAGGUUUCAGGGGGAAAUCAUAGAAGAUCUCGAUCUUCCACCUUAUCAUCAAGACCUUUGUCCAGAAAAGACUGGUCAGGAUCUGACAAAAUUCGUAAUGCAUCCCUGUCUUCCAGAAGUUUUCAUUCUUACACAAGAUCAAAAAGCAGAUCAAGAUCAUAUUCUACCAGCAGAUCAAGGUCCAGGUCUAGGACUGCAUCGAGAUCGAAAAGUAAAUCCAGGUCUAGAUCAAGGUCUGUAUCAAGAACACGCAAGAGAAGGUCUUCUAAAUCACCAAGGUAUUCUCGAGCAAGUGAAAGCAGCAAAAGCAAAAUUGAUCCUCCAAAACAAAUACCACAGAAUAAUGAAAAGGUUGUGGCAACUGCUGUAACUGAGAGUGUUCCUGUGCUUCCGUUAAGUGACAGCCCACCACCUUCAAGGUGGAAACCUGGGCAAAAACCUUGGAAGCCUUCUUAUGUUCGCAUACAGGAAAUUAAGGCCAAACCAACUACAGAUACAUUUGUGCAAACAAGCUAUGCUAUAAGAAACAUAAAAGAGCACAGCAGUUCUUUGUAUCAUAAAUCUAGGUAUUCAGACAGUGAAAGAAGUGAUUACUCAAGGAACAGUGACAGAAGCUACAGAAGAAGGAGAUCUAGAAGCAGGUCUUCCAGAAGUAGGUCAUAUAGUAGAUCAUAUACCAGAUCAAAAAGUAGAAGUCGCAGCAGUUCUGCAUCCCUGUCUCCAUUUAAGUAUAAGAGUCACUCUUCAUGCUCCAGCAGAUCUAAUUCAUAUGAUUCAUACAAAGGAAACAAAACAAAUAAAUCAAAAUCCAGAGAAAGAAGCACCAGGAGUUGUACAGACACCAAAGAAAGUAGCCCUGAAGGUGACCAGUAUGAAGAAGACAAAAGUGUUAGAGAGCAAAAGAGUAAAUCUGCUGAAUCUUCCUCAGAGUAUUCUUCGGAUGGAGAACAUUGCACUGUAGAAGAAAAUACUCGACCUAGUGCUGAUUCGGAAAAACUAAAACAACAAGACUCAAAGUCCAAUAAAGGAAGUAUCAUAAUGGAUCAGCAAAAGGAAGGUGAACCAGAUGCAGAGUUACUUAUGGAUGAGCAAAAGUCCAAAUCUGGCUGGGACAGUGACAGUGAUGAUUCAAAAAAACCCACAAAUUUUACUGUUUUGUCUUCUGAAUUGCAACACAUGGAUUCAGGUAAAACUGAUGAAAAGGCUAGCAGCAGAAAAGAAUUUCCUAGCAGUAAAUGGGACUCUGAGAGUGGAACUGAUGCAGAGAAUAAAAAAGUGGCCCAAGAUGAAUCGAGAUGUUCAUCUGGUAAAGAGGAAGGGGAAGCCAGCUCAGACACUGACACUGAAGACCAUCACUCAGAGUAUAGCAAAGCAAGCAAGAAGUCAGGUGUGAUAACAACUGUAGACACAGAAGGUGAAGUUAAAAAAUCCCCAAAAUUGACAACUUCCACUGCUGCUGAUGGCUCAGGUUAUAGUUCAGGAAAUGAAAAAGUCAGACGUAAGAAAAAAUCAAAGCAUAAACACAAGCACAAAAAGCGUAGAUCAACAAAAUAUGAAUCUGAAAGAGGAAGGACAAAGUCUAAAAAUAACAAAACAAAGAAAAAAAUCCAGAGACCAAAAGAAACAUUCCAUUGGCAGCCUCCAUUGGAGUUUGGCGAAGAGGAGGAGGAAGAUGACACAAAGUGUAAAUAUGUGCCUAUAGCCACAAGGAAGAAAACAAAGGAAAGUAAAGCUGAAAAUUUGAGUGGUUUGUCAGAGAAAAAUAGUCUUAAUACUGAAGAAACCACCAAGACUUCAACAGAUUCUAGACUGUCGCAGUCUGUUCCUCAGAGUGCACAAAAGAUGGACUACGUAAAUAUAAAUGAACAGUUAUCAAAACAGGUCACUGCUAGUGGAAAAAACCCCAAAGAAGAAAGGAAUAAGACAGUGAAAUCUGUGGAGCACAACAUUAGGCAAGAAAAUAUGCCAAAGGCACCUGCAAAGAAUGAACCUUUUGAUGAUUGUAUGGAAUUAUGUACAUCUGAACAGAAUUCUCCUAGCAGUGAUGAUCUGCUGCAGUGUACUGAUGUAAAGAAUGAUGAACUGGUUAAAAAGAAAUCUGAAGAAAUGAUUAUAAACAAGGUAAAGUCUUUGCAAAAUACUGCACAGGUGAUGGAGUCCACAGAUACUAAUGCCAGUACACUUUCCAGUGUGCUUUUAAGUAAUGCCUCAGGAGAAACAACAGAUGGACAUUCCCAGAAUGAAAUGCAAAAUGUAUUUUCUGAUCCAAAAUGGAAGCCUCUAAAAGGGCUUUCUUUUGACCAGCUCGGCACAGUGAAUGCUGAAACGAAAAGCAUGGAUAGCGCAGGAGAUGCUGGGGAGAACAAGCCUCAGGGCCUCAGGAUAGAAAUUAAAAGCACAAGUAAAGUUCGGCCAGGAUCCCUCUUUGAUGAGGUUCGGAAAACUGCAAGAAUGAAUCAGAGGCAGAGAAACCAAGAUAGCUCAAGUGAGGAAAGAUCACCUUCCGGAGAAGAGAAAAGCAAAUCUCGAAGCCGAACAAGAUCUAGAAGUAAAUCUCGAUCUGCUUCAAGCCACAGAACGAGGUCAAGGACAGUGUCAGUUUCUUAUAGCCGGUCAAGAUCUAGGAGUUACAGCUAUUCCUAUAGGUCUCGAAGUUAUUCUCGAAGUCACAGCAGAAGAAGGUAUAGUAGAGAUCGUUCCAGAUCUCUGAGUAGCACUUACAGAAGUUACCGAAGCAGAAGCAGUAAGACUGGCAGUAAAAGUCGUUCCAGAAGCAGAUCGUAUGAAAGAUCAAGAAGAUCCAGGUCUUACACAUAUGACAGCUACUACAGCAGAAGUAGAAGUCAUAGCAGUAGAAGAAGCAGAGGCAGUUACCGAAAAUCUCGAAGUUAUGGCCGAAGGUCUAGAUCUUAUCGCUCUUACACCAGAAGUGAUCGAAGUUACUCCAAACGUCGCAGUUGCAGUGAAACCAGCCGAUAUAGUUGACAUGGCUAGACAGAAUCCUGGAUUCCUUGAUUAUUUUUGUUAAAAGGAAUACAUUAAAAUAAUGUAUAAUGGGUACACGAGCAUGGUAGCAUGUUGCAUUAUGUGUGUAAAAAGCUUUCUUUAGCUUAUGUUGAAUUAUUAUUAAUAUGGUAAAUAUACUGUUUUUUGUAAAUACAUUUGUAUGUUUUUUAUUUCAUUUUCUCUUAUGUGAAUUAUUUAAAAAUGAUGAAACCAUGAAUCUAUGUAGAACUGAUAACUGCCCAAAUAUUUUAUUCAAUUACUAAAUGUGAGGAAAUAGAUAUUUUAUGUUUCAAUACUGUCUCCAGAUUUUGUCUUCAUCUUAUGUGUGUGGUUGUGUAUAUAAAAUUUAUAUACAUGCACAUAAGUUGGUUUUGAAAAGAUGCCUUAAGCUUGAUCAAAGCAGAAAAAGUAAUGUUUUAUGCUAAACACAUUUUAAACACAUGUGGAAUAAAAAAUUUUUUAAAAGCUUGUGUUUAAAUGUGAUCAUUUUAUACUAUUUGGCUGUGUAUUUAAUUGCCUGUAUGGAAACAUUGCUAAACAAGUUACUAUGUGUAUAGGCAGUAGUGACAAACUUAAGCUGUCUGAAAGAAGUUUUUUUUUUUUUUUUUGUUUGUUUGAUCUCAGUGGACAAAAAAUGUUCUUUUUUCGCUUCACUAUUACAAGCAUCUGACAUGAAGGCAAUUUCACCAAAUCACAAACUAUGUCACAAUGUAUUUUGCAUUGGGGAGACUGUUCCUCAGACUUGCAUUUAGAUUUUGCAUAUUAUAUUCUCAAACAUUAACUAAUGUAAACUUCUUUACUUGGCAACUUAUGCUGAUAAAGUAUAAGGAUAGCCUUAUGCUGUACAAAGUGGUGCAAUCUUGAACUUUUGUAUAGUGUAUUUAGUGGUAAAAUGGCUCAGACAUUCGGUGUUUUCUGUAUAACCAAUUUAGACACUUCCACAAUUAAAGACUAAAAUAUCAAGAGCUGUUUUAACACGUUGACUGCCACAGCAAUCUCCCUACAAUGUUAAAAUCUAGGUGUUAUUUUAAUAUACUAAUUUAUGCAUCUUGUUAUUGAGCAAAACUAAAAAAUAUGUACUGUAUUUUCUCAAAAAAAAAUGUAGUUAGCUCAUAUUUGAUGCAUAAAACAGAAAAUUCUGUAGUAAUGACUUUAUAUGCACCAGUUACAUGAUAAUUUGACUGGGUUGAACAAUUUUGAUCUUGAACAAUUUGUGGCAAUCCAGUGUCACACUUGCCAUUUGAAUUUCAUAGUGAUGAGACGCCAAUCAUUGAUAAAUAUUCAGAUGAAUGCGGUUCUACAUAUGUAAAUUAUUUUUGUGAAAAAUAAAUAUUAUCCAAAAUAUGCUUAAAUAAAUGAA
Molecule: messenger RNA, 6365 nt
Organism: Polypterus senegalus (gray bichir)
Lineage: Eukaryota; Metazoa; Chordata; Cladistia; Polypteriformes; Polypteridae
Gene: nktr
Product: natural killer cell triggering receptor
Exons: 12
Coding region: 887-4984 (1365 amino acids)
Biological process (GO): protein peptidyl-prolyl isomerization; protein folding
Cellular component (GO): nucleus
Molecular function (GO): peptidyl-prolyl cis-trans isomerase activity
Source: RefSeq, a predicted model, not a curated record